Molecule: messenger RNA, 2819 nt
Organism: Aspergillus melleus
Lineage: Eukaryota; Fungi; Ascomycota; Eurotiomycetes; Eurotiales; Aspergillaceae
Product: T6SS phospholipase effector Tle1-like catalytic domain-containing protein
Exons: 2
Coding region: 410-2377 (655 amino acids)
Source: RefSeq, a predicted model, not a curated record
CUCCCUCUUUGCCCUCUCUCCCUAACCUUCAGAACCACCGAGUGAAUCAAGUUGACCAACCACUGUCUUUGCUCCACCUCCUAGGUAUGAGCUUGACGUAGCGUUUGGUGAAAGACAAGUCUGCAGGAGCCUAUUUGCCAAAUCUUGGAGAGUUUCACAGCGUUGCCGUGCACAUAUUUUCCUGAAGAUCCACGAGUGAUAGGCCGCAGUCUGUCAGGACGGGGGCAUCCAUCCGGUCGAGGCUCGCCUGCAGGUGCUGCAUGUCUCUGUCCAUUAUCAGCCCCCUUUGUAUAUAGACUGUGGGAUUCCCUGAAUACGUGUCGUGUCAAUCUGCCGAUUAAAUUGUCCUGACGGCCCAUAAGCCUUUCCACUUGCUGCACCCUUCAACUCUUGUCCAGACCACGCCACCAUGGACGCACCACACAUGGGGCCAAGUCCCAUGCCCAAGCAGUUCGUCCUCUGCUUUGACGGUACCGGUAAUAAAUUUUGCGGCGACGAGUCUGACAGCAACGUUCUCAAGAUCUUUCGCAUGCUUGAUCGCAGUAAAAGCCAUCAGUUCCACUAUUACCAGCCGGGCAUUGGGACCUACGUGACGUCGAAGUCCCUUUCUAGCCAUGGUCGGUUCCAGCGCAUCAAGUCUGCUUACCUAAAAGCCAAGGACUCUGCCGUCGGUUCCUCCUUUGAUGAGCAUGUUAUGGGAGGAUACAAGUUCCUCAUGAGGUACUACACUCCUGGCGAUGAGAUUUAUUUCAUCGGAUUCAGUCGGGGCGCUUAUAUUGCCCGUUUCCUGGCGGAGAUGCUCGACUACAUCGGCCUCCUCGAAGCAGGUAAUGAGGAGCUGACCCGGUUUGCGUGGAAGACCUUCGCGAAAUGGCAGCAGCGACGGAGCGGAGGCACCGACGAAGAAAAAGAGGAGAAACGGAAACUGUUCCGUUAUAUGAAAGCCUUCCGUGAGACUUUCAGCCGGCCGAUUACCCGAAUCAAGUUCAUGGGCUUGUUCGAUACAGUCAACAGUGUGCCCCGUUUUGAGUCCGCUUGGAUGCAAAGAAGUAAAUUCCCAUAUACGGCCCGUAGCUCGGCCAAAGUCAUUCGACAUGCCGUGGGAAUCGACGAACGGCGUGCCAAGUUUCGACAGGAUUUAAUCUCGGAGAGCAGACCUUGGCAGCAGAAGAAGAGACGCCACCAUAAUUGGGGAAGACAUCACCUGCAUAACAUUCGCCGCCAUCAUGAUAGAUCCGAGAACGUGCCUGCCAUUGUCGUCAAUGACGACAACAAGGACGGGAAAGAAGCCACCGACGAGGGAUCCACCCAACAGGGACAUGAGGACACCGCAUCGGUCUAUCGCAGCAUAGCAGGCUCGCACGACGAUGAUGACGAGCAAAUCCAUCGUUACCGCGCCCCUUCCCCUGCUCCUAACCAAAGAAGACUUCUCAGUCUCGCGGUUCCCAUGGUGACUGGGUCUACAGAGGACUUGACGUCUGUCCGGAGUGGACACUCUGGUCUUUCACUUCAAGUUCCAGGUGCUAAUCCAGGGUACUUCGACGAGGAGGACGAAAGCGCCCAAGACAUCCAAGAAGUAUGGUUUCCUGGAGGCCAUGCGGACAUUGGUGGCGGAUGGAAACUAGGAGCCGAGGAAGAUUGGCCGCUCAGCCACGCACCUCUAGUCUGGAUGGUCCAAGAGGCACAGCAGGCGGGCCUUCAGUUUGAUCCUCGGAAACUGAAACAGUUUGAAUGCUGUGAAGAAUACGAGGGACAGUAUUCUCCCAUCCACGAGAACAUCCGCUGGAACCGCAGCAAUGGCUGGGGCCACGAUCAAGACUAUGCUCACGGGGCCAAUGGCGAGUCCGAGCACCCUAUGUUCAGAAUGGCAGUCAAUGACGGCGCAAAGUCGCGAUCCAAGUCGAGCUGCAACUUCCUUGCCGCUCUUCACAGUUCCAGCCGAGAAGGAUUGCUGCACGACUGUCUUUCUUUCAACAAGGGGCUCCCAGCAAUGUCCGUCCUGACAUGGCGCAUCAUGGAGUAUCUGCCGUUCCGACGCAUGGAUCUGCAGGAUGACGGAUCGUGGAAGCCAAUCCGGUGGCCGCUUCCUUGUGGUGAGGUUCGUGAUAUUCCGAACGACGCACAGAUCCAUGUGUCUGCGAUACGUCGAAUGACUGCAGACCCGGACUAUCGUCCGGGAAAUCUCAUCAUCGGUGGAGGUGGAAGAGGCGUCAAGCGAGCCCCCGAAGAAUAUGGAAUUGGAGAGUGGGUGAUCAAAGAUUUUGAGGGGGAUCCAGUUCGAGAGGUGUACAUGCGAAAGAAGGCGUCGAAGAUGUGUCAAGAUGAAGGACACCGAGAUCAGGCGCCCAGCAUGUGCAAAGACGAUGAACAUGAGUAGACCCGGGAGUUCUGCGAUGGUAUGAGUGAAGUCGCUCGUCCUUAUGUUUACCAUCUCUUUCUUGCUUUUUCUUCACCUUUUCUUUCUCUUCUCUUUCUCUUUCUCUCUCUUUCAUUUGAUCCUGUCAUUUUCUUUAUAUCCUCGGUCCACUCAUUCCCCCUUUCGCCCAUGUUGAGGGGACCAUUUAAUACUGUGUGCGCUUCCACUACUCGAAGCUCGAACCUGUUAAACUAUACAAUUAACCAAUGUAAUGUAUUUCGAUAGCGGUCUGUCUGUCUGUUGAUCUAUCAUCGAAUUUGUGGUCAUCGAAUCGAUCAAUACUCUUGAAUUCUGGAUGGAGCAGCGACGUGAAUCAUCGUAGGCGAUCGGUAAGGAAUAGUGGCUCUCCGUACGGACUUUCCAGCCGACAAUGCGACGAUGAUCAGGACUCGGCCAGUCGGGA